CGUGCUUGUGGCUGGCAUCCUGCGCUCUCCCUUUGCUCCUGUCCCGGAGGACUCCCAGCACACCAUUGCACUGCCUGCCUAGGCUGCAGACGGAUGAUGCCAGGCAGAGGAAAGAGCACUCAGGGCUAAUGAGCUGUGUAUUUGGACUAGCUCCCCCCUCCGUCUGUACAGUCCACACCCCCAAAUAGCGGUGACAGUGCUGGGGAAGGUGACAGGCGGCUGGUGCCUCUAGGCGUGUGCUGUGAGCAUUGCUGACUACCUACCUCUUCUCUCCAUCCCUUUUGUGUGACCUUUGCAGUGCUGUCAGUGUGUGGGUAGGUGGUCAUGGCUCGGAUGGACGCUCCAGGGACUUGCUGCUUGUAAAGAGAAGGAUACAAGCCUGGGACUACUGAUCAGAGCUGUCAUAGAGCUCACACCGGCUGCCAGGAGCUCAUUCACCUCUCCUCCUAGACAACAAGAGCAACAUGAGCACCAGCUCAGUGCCCUACCAACAACACAACUCGUAUAGUUCAUCGGGAAAUGCGGGUCCCAUCCAGUGCUACCGAUGUGGAGAGACAUGUAAAGGAGAAGUAGUGAGGGUGCAAACCAACCACUUCCACAUCCGCUGCUUUACUUGUCAAGUUUGUGGCUGUGACCUGGCCAAGUCCGGCUUCUUCUUCAAGAAUGGAGAGUACAUUUGCACACGAGAUUACCAGCAGCUCUAUGGAACCCGAUGCGAUAGCUGUCGAGAUUUUAUAACAGGGGAAGUUAUUUCAGCUCUCGGACGGACAUAUCAUCCCAAAUGUUUUGUGUGCAGUAUGUGCAGAAAACCAUUUCCAAUUGGAGACAAAGUGACAUUCAGAGGCAAAGACUGUAUUUGCCAACACUGUUCCCAAUCUCUAGUCUCCGACAAGCCAAUCAAGAUUCAUGGACCAAGCCACUGUGCGGGCUGCAAGGAAGAGAUUAAGCACGGACAGUCAUUACUGGCGUUGGAAAAACAGUGGCACGUCAGCUGCUUCAAGUGUCAGACGUGCGGCAUUAUCCUAACUGGAGAAUACAUCAGCAAAGAUGGCGUGCCUUAUUGUGAGACAGACUACCAUGCUCAGUUUGGAAUUAAGUGUGAGACCUGCAACAAGUACAUCAGUGGCAGAGUCUUGGAGGCAGGAGGAAAGCACUAUCACCCAACAUGUGCCCGCUGUGUACGUUGCCAGCAGAUGUUCUCAGAAGGAGAAGAGAUGUACCUGACAGGCUCUGAAGUGUGGCAUCCAAUAUGUAAGCAGGCGGCUCGGGCAGAGAAGAAGCUUAAGUACAGAAGAGCUUCUGAGACUUCAAUCUCCCCCCCGGGAUCCAGCAUUGGUUCUCCCAACCGGGUCAUUUGCGCUAAAGUAAACAAUGAGAUUCUAAAUUACAAGGAUUUAGCUGCUCUUCCUAAGAUUAAAGCAAUCUACGCAGUGCAGCGCCCUGACCUCAUUUCUUACGAGCCUUAUAGCAGAUACACGUCGGAUGAGAUGUUGGAAAGAUACAGCUAUGGGGAGGAUAUCUAUGAAGGAAUGGAUCUGCGACAGAGGAGGUCAUCCAGCCCAGGAUAUAUUGAUUCUCCUCUUUAUAGCCAUCGAGAUGUUUCCCUCACCAUGCCUCGCUCCCCACAGCAUUACUACAUGUCAGGCACAGAGAGUGGCCGUAACUCCCCUUAUUAUAGCCAGGUAGAUGUUCGUUGCUCCACACCGACCCUUUACCAAGCUCCACGGCACUUCCAUAUUCCAGCCGUUGGAGAGAGUAACAUUUACCGGAAACCGCCCAUCUAUAAACGGCAUGCAACGAAAAGUAAAACAAGUGAAGACCUUGUACAGUCCUCCAAGUACCUCCCCCCAUACAGUCCUGAUCCUUAUUACCAGUCUGAGCCAGAGUAUUGGAUGUACUCACCAAAAAUGCCUCGAGCGCGGAGAUUCUCUUCAGGAGGAGAGGAAGAUGGUUUUGAUCGCAGCAUGCACAAGCUCCAGGGCAGCAUUGGAAGAAUGAUCCUAAAGGAGGAGAUGAAGGCUCGGUCCUAUGUAGACCCCUGGACACCGCCACGCAGUUCAGCGGGCAGUAAAGAGGCUCUACACACUGCCGGUUACGAUGCUUCUCUUAAUGGAUCUCCCAACAAGUGCUACCUGGCUGACAGUGAUCCUCUAAUCAACAAGUCUGCCUCACUCCCAGCAUACAGAAGAAAUGGUCUGCACAGGCCGCCAAGCACGGAACUCUUCCACUAUGAUAGUGCCAAUGCAGUGAACUGGGGAAUGAGAGAGUACAAGAUCUAUCCUUAUGAAUUAAUCAUGGUAACCACUAGAGGGAGGAAUAGACUGCCAAAAGAUGCCGACCGGACUCGCUUAGAACGCCAUCUGUCAGCUGAAGAGUUUUAUCAGGUGUUUGGAAUGACUAUAGCCGAAUUUGACCGCCUGGCACUAUGGAAAAGAAACGAGCUUAAAAAACAAGCCAGGCUCUUCUAAUUCUAUCCACCACGUGCCUCUACCUGUACACCUCUAUAAAUAUAUUUAUAAAUAUUCUAUAUAAAUAUAUAUAUAUGUAGAUCUUAUGUAUAACUAUUACACACAGUAUGUUUAUUGUAUUAUAGGAAAAUCUCCACGGGAAUUUUGUUUUAAGCUUUUCAGAAGUGGAAGGGACACUGACCUACUUCUAUGCAAUGUAUUGCAUUCCCUUUCCCGGCUGACAAGGCUGUUCGGUGGAGAGAGAUAUUUUCAACUCUCAGUUAUAUUUUUUAAAUGCUGUUUUUUAAUGCGCCACUGUUUUGACGAAUUUCAAGACUUCAGUAAACCUGCAUCUUUACCAUUACUACAAUGCAUUAUAAAAAUUGAGCCAUAUGGAUUCCUCAGUGGUGACCAAUUGGCGGAUAGGUUGUACAUGUGCCAUGUGUGUCUAGCAGGACCCAGCGGUGUCACUGCAGGUUGCGUCAAAGUGAACUGGGGUAACAGAUUGGGGCGAUCUAAUUUUAGGAGCAGAACUGAAACUGCCUUUAUGUUAAAUAUACAUUAUCUGUUCAGUAAAAAAACCCUACAGCAUCUAUUUAAUGUCCUCAUAUCCUUUUCAAUUGGAAAUCAUUUCUUUGGUUGGUUUAUAAGAAGCAAGAACAUUUUUAUGGUGGAAUAAGCAAGUCUGUCAUGCCCCGUACACACGUGCAGGAUUUCCGACGGGAAAAGUUCCCAUUGGAAAUCCUGAGGGAGCCGAGAACCUGCUCAGGCAGUCUUUCCCCUACACACGGCUGUUUUUUUAGGAAAACUGAGAAAAGACGCCAGGCAAAAGUCUGCCAGUUCAGAGCUGGUUCUCUUUUUUUUUUGUCCAGCGUUUUUUGGGCGUGAGUGACCAGAUCAUUUUACCAGGGCUUUAGUUAGAAAGUUCUACCUUAAGGGAAAACCCCUUCCAUCUAAUGUUAUAAAAAUAAGUUUCAACCUAAAGGUCGCUAUGGUUUUCUAAAUUUCAAAUGUUGCUUUCUUGCAAUAAUGCCAGCAACUAUGGCUCCAUGCACACUGUUCUUACUUAAGCAGAAUUUUUCAGAAGCCCUGUUCAUUAAACGUCAAUUAACAAAUCGAUUUCUCGUGAAUAGGAACAGACAUAAAUGGAUUAAAAUUUGUCAGUUUUCUGCUGAACUAGUGGAAUUUCGAUCCAUGUAUUGCUGGCUUUACUUUAAAACCCCCCAAAAAAAGCUCAUCUUCUUGUUAUAAGCGAAUAAGAGAAAGACCAUUGAUUUUAGGUCCUGUACUUGCUGCUUGCAGUGGAUUAUGUAAAAUGUCAGCACCCAGUUGUAAUCAGCACUUGCACAGUACACAUACCUUGCUAUGUACAGUAUACAACUUUGUGUUCUACAGCUCAUGGACACUUUGCUAACUUCUGAAUAUACAGAACAGUAUUUAAAGCGAAACUUCAACCAAAAGGGGAAGUUACACUUUUCCCCCUCCCCCUCCCUUUGGCACAUAUUUUUUGGGUGGUUUGACGGGUACCCGCUCCCACCUCUGGUCGGAUCUCCGCAGCCACCCAAGCGGAGGUUUAGUCCCCUCCUUCCCCUUCAGCCUUCUGGGAGUCGUCACAGGUCCCAGAAAGCUGCAGGACCAUUCAAAUGUGAGGCCACAAGUAGUCACAACUGGCUGCCCACAGUUAGUAUGCCAGUGCCAGGGACCAAAGCCCAGUGAAGAAACUGGAUAGGUGAUGACCGCGUUGGGUCUUGGGACAGGCCAGUGUCUGUGUAUUAAAAGACAGCAGCUACAGUUUUUGUAGCUGCUAACUUUUACUUUUUGAAAAGAUGACUGAAGAACCUCUUUCACUUAUAUCUAGCAAAAUGUAUAUGAACAUUGAUAGCUGCAUUUUAGGGUACACGUGGAAGGAUACAGCUACUAUUAGGCCACUCAGUCAUUGGCACAAUAUAUAACCACUCUUUUCUUAUAUUCACUAGUGAUUUGUUCACAUUUCAUUCUGCAGGCCUCUUGUAGACAUAUUAAAAAAAAAAAUAAAAGUAAAAGUUCUGCGUCUUUCAAAAAAGAACAAAACCUGAGCAGAAUUGACAAAGCCUUUGUAUAAGAGAAUUCCUUAUUCUGGAAUGUAAUACUCUCUUCUGAGUUGCGUUCCAUUGCAUGUAGCAUUUACAGGGCCAGAUUUCACACAUAAAGUGGUUAAAGGAUGCCCCCUUUCAUGUAACCCACUAGGUGAAACAAUUUAAUAUGUAUUACAGAGUAAAUGUUAGAUUAGCUGGUGCUCUAUAAUAAUAAUUCUUCAUGUGGUACAGAUAAUGCAGACAAGUUUUAUGUUUACAUUAUAUCACCUGUGGAUGGUAACAGGUUUUUAUUCCUUGUUUUAUUUAUUUUUAUUUGUAGUGCCAUCUAGUGUAUUAUUUAAUGCAGGAAAUCAAUAAACUGGAGUAAAACUCCACUUCUAGUUUCUUGCA
Rana temporaria (common frog) is the source of this 4912-nucleotide messenger RNA. It is a transcript of the gene ABLIM3, whose product is annotated as actin binding LIM protein family member 3. Gene Ontology annotation, biological process: cilium assembly; cytoskeleton organization; lamellipodium assembly. Gene Ontology annotation, molecular function: actin filament binding. Lineage: Eukaryota; Metazoa; Chordata; Amphibia; Anura; Ranidae. The record is from RefSeq and is a predicted model, not a curated record. The transcript is spliced from 22 exons. Gene Ontology annotation, cellular component: stress fiber; actin cytoskeleton. Bases 465 to 2468 code for a protein of 667 amino acids.